Molecule: messenger RNA, 606 nt
Organism: Schistosoma turkestanicum
Lineage: Eukaryota; Metazoa; Platyhelminthes; Trematoda; Strigeidida; Schistosomatidae
Source: the annotation of a GenBank genome assembly
AUGUUAUGUGUAAAUUGGCUGAUGAUUUUGAAAAAAUGGACUGAAGACUUGCCUUUAAAACAUAUUAAAGCCGAUGAACAUGGUGAAAAUUCUACAUUUCAUAUGUCUACAAGCAGAAUAUCAUCAAAAACAUCUAAUCCGAAGAAAGAUGUCGAACUUAGAGCAUUGCAUCGUUGUCCAAAACUUAAAUAUGACUCAAAAUUAGCUAGUGAUUCACAAAAAUGGGCUGAACAUUUGGCUGCAACAAAUUGUUUACAACAUAGUAGAGCAGAUGACUAUGGUGAAAAUUUAGCAGUUCAUUUGUCUUCAGCCAAAGCAUCAAUGAAUGGUCGUGAAGCAACUCGAAUAUGGUACGAUGAAAUUAGCAAAUAUGAUUUCAAUAGACAACAUCAACCCUCGUACAGGUUUUUUUUCCCUGUACGUAUUUAUGCAUGCGUUUAUCCAAAAGAAUUAAUUUAUCGCUACUUGUCUCACAGAAAAUUAAUUUCAAAUGUACCAAUUCCUUUAUACAAUAUUUCAAAUUGUUACAUCACUAUAAUGCAACGAGAUUCUUUUUUCUUUUCCUCUUUCAUCUACAAAAAUUUACGCAUCAUCCUUGUAAAUUGA